Molecule: messenger RNA, 329 nt
Organism: Staurois parvus
Lineage: Eukaryota; Metazoa; Chordata; Amphibia; Anura; Ranidae
Source: the annotation of a GenBank genome assembly
UACACUAAUGUCCAAUCACAGUUGAUCACAUGUAAAUAAGGAAAUGCCAGUUGUUGGCAUUUCUCUCCUCACGAGCUGUCACGUGUGCCCUGAUGAUCAGUGUAGCCCCAGCAGUGCCACCUGUCAGUGUCCAUCAAUUCCAGCUGUCAGUGCUCAUCAAUGCCACCUGCCAGUGCCACAUCAAUGCCACAUAUCAGUGCCUACCAGUGCACAUCAAUGCCACAUAUCAGUGCCCAUCUGAGCUGCCUUUCAGUGUCACCUAUCAGUGCCACCUGUCAAUGCCGGUCAGUGCCACCUAUCAGUGCUGCCAAUCAGUGCCACCUAUCAGU